This is a messenger RNA of Helobdella robusta, 2948 nucleotides long. RefSeq lists its product as hypothetical. The transcript is spliced from 16 exons. Lineage: Eukaryota; Metazoa; Annelida; Clitellata; Rhynchobdellida; Glossiphoniidae. The record is from RefSeq and is a predicted model, not a curated record. Gene Ontology annotation, cellular component: MutLalpha complex. Gene Ontology annotation, biological process: mismatch repair. The coding region runs from base 1 to 2286 and encodes 761 amino acids. Gene Ontology annotation, molecular function: ATP binding; ATP hydrolysis activity; mismatched DNA binding.
AUGUCGAUAAAAUCGAUAAUUAGAUUAAGCGAAGAUGUCAUAAACAGAAUUGCGGCUGGAGAGGUCAUCCAACGUCCAGCUAAUGCUGUCAAAGAAAUGCUUGAAAAUUGUUUAGAUGCUGGUUCAACAAAUGUUUCAAUAAUAUUACAAGAAGGUGGACUAAAGUACCUCCAAAUACAAGACAAUGGUUCUGGAAUACCGAAAGAAGAUAUGGAUAUAGUAUGCGAACGAUUCACCACGAGUAAAUUAAAAAAAUUUGAAGACCUUACAAACAUUUCAACCUACGGCUUCAGAGGUGAGGCCCUAGCCAGUAUAAGCCAUGUGGCCCACAUAACCAUCGUUUCCAAGACCUCUGAUUCUCUUUGUGCAUUUAAGGGUACAUAUUCAGAUGGCAAAUUAAAAGAGUCCUUAAAACCAUGUGCUGGUAACGUCGGCACUCAAAUUAUUGUGGAGGACCUAUUUUACAAUGUCCCAACCAGACGAUUGAUCCUAAAGAAUGCAACGGAAGAAUAUCAAAAAAUUGUUGAUGUCGUAACAAGAUAUGCCAUACACAAUCCAAAUGUUGGUUUUCUUGUAAAAAAGCAAAAUGAGACUAACCCAGAUUUGAAGACCCAGUCAGGCAGUAGUAGAUUGGAUAACAUAGCCCUACUCUUUGGAUCGUCCAUUGCUAAAGAGAUCUUAUCAUUUGAACAUGAAGAUAAGAAAUUGUCCUUCAAAUUAGCUGGAUGUGCAACAAAUGCCAACUACUCUUCUAAGAAAAGGGCCUUUAUCCUAUUCAUCAAUCAUCGCAGUGUUGAAUCAACAGAUCUACGCAAAGCAGUUGAGAGCGUUUACAAUGCUUAUCUACCUAAAGGAAGUUACCCAUUUGUUUACAUCAGUUUAGAAAUCAGCCCCCAGAACAUUGACGUAAACGUGCACCCAACCAAGAGUGAGGUCCAUUUCAUGUACGAAUCUGAAAUUUUCGACUGCGUUCAGAGGCAGUUGGAUUCGUGUUUGCUGGGCUCCAACACAUCUAGAACAUUCUACACGCAAACAAUGCUGCCAUUGAAAAUAAUCGAAGAAAAGCCAAAAAAUACGUCAUCGUCAUCAUCGUCGACCAUAGCAGACAAUGCAAGAAAGAACCAAAGAUCAUCAAUAGGUAACAGCUUAAACACCAGUGCUCAUUUGACCAUACGAACUGACCACAAAGCCAGAAAGAUAGACUCGUUUCUCGUCGGGAAAUUCAAUAAAGGCCAAAUUCUAAAUGGCAACGCUGAUGACGAUGAUGGUGGUGGUGAUAAUGAUGGUAAAGAUGGUGGUGGUGGUGGUGAUGAUGAUGAUGUCGGGGAUCGCCGAAUCGUUUCCGCUAUGGAGAUUGAUGUUACCGAAUUAUCUCCUUCAAAUUCUAUCAAUAAUAAUAAUAAUAAAAGCAACAACAAUAAUAAUAAUAAUGCGGCUAAGAAGAGAAACAUAAAAUUGACGAGCAUACUCCAGCUAAGAAAAGAAAUUGAAAGUAACAUACAUAGCGGAAUAAGAGAAAUAAUAAGAAACUCUACGUUUGUCGGCUGCGUUGAUUUGGAAUGGUGCCUAAUACAACACCAGACCAAACUGUAUCUCAUGAAUAUUAAUAAGAUGAGCAAAGAAUUUUUCUAUCAGAUUUUAAUUGAAGAUUUUGGUAACUUUGGUGUCAUCAAAUUGUCACAACCGGCAUCCAUCUACGAGUUAUCCAUAUUGGGAUUGGACGACGAGAGGAAUGGCUGGAGCAGGAAGGAUGGCUCGAAGGAUAACUUAUCCAAAUUUGUAGUUGAACUACUGUCAUCCAAGUCUGCCAUGCUUUGGGAUUAUUUAUCCAUCAAGAUUGAUGUUGAGAACGGUGACCUACUAUCUCUGCCUCUGAUAAUGGAUAACCUGACCCCUGACCUCGAUGACCUACAUACGUUCGUGUUGCGAUUGGCCACAGAGGUUAACUGGGACAAAGAGAAGCCAUGCUUCAAGACACUCUGUCGCGAAAUUAGCUCGUUUUAUGUCUUCAAAAACGAAAUUAAAUCCUCGAAUAAUGAUAAUAAUAAUAAGGUUGAUAGUAAUGAAAAUACGCGGUCUAUAAAUAGCAAUUCUAAAAACCCGGAGGUUAUUGAAAAUGGGAGCAGUGACGAUGCGCGCGUGGAAGAAAAAAAAUGGACGAUCGAGCACGUGAUUUAUCCCGCCCUUAAAAGUUUCUUCCUUCCGCCGAAAUCGUCUGCUGACGAUGGGAGUCUGUUGCAAGUGGCCAACCUACCCGACCUCUACAAAGUUUUUGAACGCUGCUGAGCCACAUUCGUUUUAUUUUAAUGUGACUAUUAUAUUUAUGGAGGUUAUUUUCUCUAUUUUAUUCAUUAUUGUUUAAACAUUUUUAAUUUAUUUUUCGCUGAAGUUAUGAAAAUACAAUUUUAAACGAGUAAGAGAUUUCUGUUAAGCGUUCGUGGACUGCCUCGGGUCUGGACGCAAAUUCGUUCUAACACGUCUCGAUGAUCAGUUUGAGAUGGUUGUACAUUUACAAUGUGUUGUGUUCAUUUUUUUCAAAUAAUAAAAGUGGGUAGAAUUUAUUUGAUGGUUUUGUAUGUUCUCUACUGACAAUUAACUUUCGUAUCCUCACAACGUCCAUUCAAUUCUUCAUAAUCUGCUUCUAUAUACACACGCCUCCACAGUAAAACAUUCUGCCUCAUCUUUGACGAACCCUCUGUUAUCGACCUCGCUAGUAAUAUCACGUGAAUUUUCGUUGUUGAAAAAAUUGUCCUGUGGUGGCGUCAUUGUUAUAUCUAUACCGUUAAUAAUUAUCGCUGACUUGGUUUGUUUUAGAUUAGUUAGAUAUUCGUCGGAUUGUGACUUUGACUCGAUAUCGUCGUCAGCUUGAACCUCAACUCGUUGAACGAGGUCGUUUAAUUGGUACCUUCCCGAUCUGUGCUCCUCCAGAGCCGGCCCCCACUUGUCGC